GAUCACGUAGUCGAGCAGUCUCCGACAAUGAAGGCUAAAAUGGAAGUUAUCCCGAAGAGAUUUUGACUUGUUUGACAUAUUUGUCUGUAUCAGUUCUCUUUUUAAUUAAGCGUUCCCCACAAAGCCCAACUACGUUGGGCCCCAGCAAUUUCUUUCUUUUUUUGUUAAACUUUUCCUAAAAAAAUUAUGUUGUUCUUAACUUCUCCAUCCUCUCUCGUCUCUGCGUCUCUCUCAUGCAGCUUUGUGAGAGCGAGGGAAACAGCUGCAGGGCGUAAGAGCCUGUACAUGUAAUCAAAGGCUUCAUCUUUACCAGUCGUUUAUGGAUUUUCAUGGUGAAGUUUCGAGUUUCUGGAUCGUCAAGAUCUGUCCAUGCUGUAACCUGCAGGCUUAAGCCACAUGCAUAAAGGUAAUAAGAGCACAUUAUUUUCUCUAGAAUCAUCAAGCCCCAGUUAUAACAAUGCAAAUCUAGUAGUUGCCAAAGGGAACUCUUAUGAUUAACAAGUCAAAUGGACACAAAAUCUGUAACAUGUCUUAUCAACAACAUUUCUCGAUUCAUUCAUCUAGUUUCAUCUCGGACAAUGAAAGCUAUGCCUCUUCAGAAGGAUUACAGACAACUAGUUGGUGUACUGAAGCUUUUGAAGGCUGUUCUCGAUGAAAUUGUUGAUUACAAAAUUCCUACAGAUGAAUUCCUAUAUAAAGAAUGUGAAGAACUGGACGUGGCUGUUAAUGAGACAAGGGACUUCAUAGAAAACUGGUCUCCAACCAUGAGCAAAAUUUGCAGUGUUCUGAGGAGUGAGCCAUUGUUGAUGAAAAUUUGGAGCUCAUCACUCAAGAUUUGUUGCCUUCUCUAUAGAUUGUUAAAGUCAUCUCCAUCUACUUUAAGUUUAAAUAGUGUGCAGCACUGUAUGCAGGAACUUCAAUGUCUGAAGCUGGAAAGAAUAACGGAAUAUAUAGGAGAGGCUCUUCGAAGUGAAAGAGAUGAUAUUGUUCCCUGCACAGAAAAUCUUGUGAAGAUUAUUGAGUUCCUUAGUUUGACAACAAACCAGGAACUUCUAAAAGAAAGUAUUUCUGUCGAAAAAGAGAGAAUAAAUGCCCAGGUCAAUUACGUGGAAGGGGAAUCAGAUCAACUCUUUCAAAUAGUGAAUCUUGUCAACCACAUUCGUGAUUGCAUGGUUAAAAUUCAACGGUUUGAAGCCACAACUGGAGUCCUUGUCCCUUCAUACUUCCGAUGUCCUUUAUCACUGGAACUCAUGUUGGAUCCUGUAAUUGUGGCUUCAGGUCAAACCUACGAGAGGUCUUCCAUCCAAAAGUGGCUUUAUAAUGGGUUGACUAUUUGCCCGAAGACUCGCCAAACACUCACACACACAAACCUCAUUCCCAAUUAUACAGUCAAAGCCAUGAUAGCAAACUGGUGUGAAGAAAACAAUAUAAAACUUCAUAACUCUGAGCGCACUAAUUUUGUCUCAGUGCCAUCACCAUCAGAUCAUGCAUCUCCGCGAGAUUUAAUCCAUACAGAUAGUUCCUCUUGUUCUUUACACAGUAGCAAGAUGACAUCAAGAUCAUCUCCCGAAGUUGGAAACGAAUUUCAGAAGCAAAAGAGUGAUGUUUUGUAUAGAUUAGGUGUGGAGAAAUCCAGCGGAUUCCAAAUCAAGGAGACAGAAAAGUUUGACCAUGCACCCCCUGAUCAGUCAUAUAUUCAUCACAGGAAUGAACCAGCCUCACGUGCCAUUUCCAGUGUUGAUUAUAUGCCUCCAUCAACGGAUCAGUCGUCAAGAACAUUUAACAAGCAUGAAAAUGUGAAUGAACUGUCUGGAGAAGUCACAACUGAGUUUCCUGCUGCUGCUUCUCCUCAUUAUAAUGAACUGGGAUUUUCCCCUUGGUUAUCACGAAAGAAAUUUGACAGCUCCCAAACAAAAGUUGAAGUAGCAGAGAAUAGAAACCAUAAUUACUUCAGAGAAAACUCACUCCCAUUUUUGGACUCAGGAUCUGAUGAAUUGACCACUAUUUCCCAUAUCAAGAAAUUGAUUGAAGACCUUAAGAGGCAGUCAAAUGAAGUGAAAACUACAGCUGCAGAAGGGUUGCGGCUUCUUACAAAGCACAACAUUGAGAAUCGCAUCAUUAUUGGCCAGUGUGGGGCUAUUGCACCUUUGCUUUCAUUGCUGUAUUCAGAAAUGAAGCUAACCCAAGAACAUGCUGUUACGGCCCUUUUGAAUUUAUCAAUUAAUGAAAACAAUAAGGCCAUGAUUGCUAAAUCAGGAGCUAUAGAACCACUUAUCCAUGUUCUGAAAACGGGAAAUGAUGGAGCGAAAGAAAAUUCUGCAGCCGCUCUAUACAGCCUCUCUGCAUUAGAAGAAUACAAGGCAAAAAUUGGUCGUUCUGGUGCAGUUAAAGCAUUGGUGGAUCUUCUAGGCUCAGGGACACUUAGAGGGAAGAAAGAUGCUGCUGCUGCUUUGUUUAACCUAUCAAUUUUUCAUGAAAAUAAGGCUUGCAUAGUUCAAGCCGGAGCUGUGAAGCACCUUAUUAAGUUGAUGGACCCUGCUACUGGAAUGGUUGACAAGGCUGUCGCUCUUCUAACAAACCUUUCGACAAUAUGGGAGGGGCAUUCAGCAAUUAAUCAGGAAGGGGGUAUCCCUUUACUGGUUGAGAUUGUUGAAUCAGGAUCUCGGAGGGGAAAGGAAAAUGCUGCCUCCAUACUGUUGCAACUGUGCCUCCACAGUCCCAAGAAUUGUACCCUGGUGCUGCAAGAAGGCGCUGUCCCUCCCUUGGUUGCCUUAUCUCAGUCUGGCACACCCAGAGCAAAGGAAAAGGCUCAACAGCUUCUCAGUCACUUCCGUAAUCAGCGAGAAGAGGUUGCAGGGAAGGGAAAAUCAUGAAGAGAAAAAGUUUGUUGGUUUACGACUGCAUCUCUUUUUUAUAUAUAUAGUUUUGCACUUUUAUACUUGUCAGUUGCUCUUCUUCAAGAUUUUCCUUUAGAGCUUUUUCCCCCCACUCAUUCUUUAGUUUCAUAUAUGGCCUUUGCAGCAUAGACCUGAUUUUUUUUUUUCCCCUCAUCCUUCGUUCUUGUGAUAGUGAUGGAUUUCUGGUGAUGUGCAAAAUGGGACUGGAUUUUGGACAAGGACUAAUUUUAGUUUCCCUGAGAACAUAGCUUGGCCAGCAUGACACAUAGCUGCUACAGUAUGUGUUGUUUUUAGGUCCUCAAUCAGUGUUGUAUUUCAUGGAUUGUAUAUAUCCUACCGUGUUUAUGCUUUUAUAUAUAUGUCAUAUACUCGUCUUC
Juglans microcarpa x Juglans regia is the source of this 3274-nucleotide messenger RNA. RefSeq names its product U-box domain-containing protein 3-like. The coding region runs from base 507 to 2873 and encodes 788 amino acids. Gene Ontology annotation, molecular function: protein binding; ubiquitin-protein transferase activity. The record is from RefSeq and is a predicted model, not a curated record. The transcript is spliced from 6 exons. Gene Ontology annotation, biological process: protein ubiquitination. Gene Ontology annotation, cellular component: nucleus; cytoplasm. NCBI's taxonomy places the organism in Eukaryota, Viridiplantae, Streptophyta, Magnoliopsida, Fagales, Juglandaceae.